Molecule: messenger RNA, 3384 nt
Organism: Pan troglodytes (chimpanzee)
Lineage: Eukaryota; Metazoa; Chordata; Mammalia; Primates; Hominidae
Gene: GOLGA6L2
Product: golgin A6 family like 2
Exons: 10
Source: RefSeq, a predicted model, not a curated record
AGUGCAGCCCUGGUUACGCCUCCUCUGGCUCAGUCACAUAGCUGCGUGGUACGUGACUGGAGGUGUAGCGUUGUCCUCGUCUGAAUCACGCUGAUGUGGCCCCAACCCCACCUCCCUCCCCACCCCAUGAUGUCAGAAAAAACCAGACAGAACAAAUUGGCCGAGGCCAAGAAAAAGUUCACAGACUAUCGUCAGUGGAACAUUGCUGGUGUUGGUACCAGAGCAACUGACACCAAAAAGAAGAAAAUAAAUAAUGGCACUAACCCUGAGACAACCACUUCUGGUGGUUGCCACUCACCUGAGGAUAAACAACAGAACCGAGCGCAGCUGAAAGAAGAAAAGAAGGCAAGCCACCAACAUCAGGAAGCCCUAAGGCGGGAGAUAGAGGCCCAGGAUCAUACAAUACGAAUUCUCACGUGUCAGAAAACUGAACUGGAGACAGCGCUCUAUUACAGCCAGGAUGCUGCCAGGAAAUUUGAAGAUGGGAACCUGGGCACCCCAUCAUCCUUCAACCUGGCACUUUCACAGGCCUUUAGGGGGAGUCCUUUGGGCUGUGUCUCAACCUCUCUCAUUCCAGGAGAGUCCAAGGAUCUCGCCGGCCACUUGCAUCAUUCCUGGCACUUUGCAGGAGAGUUACUGCGGGCUCUCUCUGCUGUGUCCACACGGCACAAGAAGGCAGACAGGUACAUCGAGGAGUUAACAAAGGAGAGGGACGCCCUGAGUCUGGAACUGUACAGGAACAUCAUAACCAAUGAGGAGCUGAAGAAGAAAAAUGCCGAACUACAAGAAAAACUUCGACUUGCAGAAUCUGAAAAGUCUGAGAUCCAGCUCAACGUGAAGGAGCUAAAAAGGAAACUGGAGAGGGACAAAAUCCUGCUGCCACAGGUUCAAACCAACACUUUGCAGGAGGAGACGUGGAGGCAGGAGGAGGAGCUACGGGAGCAGGAAAAGAAGAUACGGAAGCAGGAGGAGAAGAUGUGGAGACAGGAGGAGAGACUGCGGGAGCAGGAGGGGAAGAUGCGGGAGCAGGAGGAGAAGAUGUAGAGACAGAAGAGGCUGCGAGAGCAGGAGAAGGAGCUGCGGGAGCAGGAGAAGGAGCUGUGGGAGCAGGAGGAGAAGAUGCAGAAGCAGGAGGAGAAUAUGUGGGAGCAGGAAGAGAAGGUGUGGGAGCAGCAGAGGCUGCCGGAACAGAAGGAGAAGCUGUGGGAACAGGAGAAGAUGCAGGAGCAGGAGGAGAAGAUAUGGGAGCAGGAGGAGAAGAUGUGGGAGCAGGAGGAGAAGAUGUGGGAGCAGGAGGAGAAGAUGCGGGAGCAGGAAGAGAAGAUGUGGAGACAGGAGGAGAAGAUGCGGGACCAAGAGGAGAGGAUGUGGGAGCAGGAUGAGAGGCUGCGGGAGAAGGAGGAGAGGAUGCGGGAGCAGGAGAAGAUGUGGGAGCAGGUGGAGAAGAUGCGGGAGGAGAAGAAGAUGCAGGAGCAGGAGAAGAAGACGCGGGACCAGGAGGAGAAGAUGCAAGAGGAGGAGAGGAUGUGGGAGUGGGAGAAGAAGAUGCGGGAAGAGGAGGAGACGAUGCGGGAGCAGGAGGAGAAGAUGCAGAAGCAGGAGGAGAAUAUGUGGGAGCAGGAAGAGAAGGUGUGGGAGCAGCAGAGGCUGCUGGAACAGAAGGAGAAGCUGUGGGAACAGGAGAAGAUGCAGGAGCAGGAGGAGAAGAUAUGGGAGCAGGAGGAGAAGAUAUAGGACCAGGAGGAGAUGUGGGGGCAGGAGAAGAAGAUGCGGGACCAGGAGGAGAAGAUGUGGGGCCAGGAGGAGAAGAUGUGGGGGCAGGAGGAGGAGAUGUGGGGGCAGGAGGAGAAGAUGUGGGGGCAGGAGGAGAAGAUGCGGGAGCAGGAAGAUGUGGAGACAGGAGGAGAGGCUGCAGGAGCAGGAGGAGAAGAUGUGGGAGCAGGAGGAGAAGAUGCGGGAGCAGGAGGAGAAGAUGCGGGAUCAGGAGCAGAAGAUGUGGGACCAGGAGGAGAGGAUGUGGGAGCAGGACGAGAGGCUGCGGGAGAAGGAGGAGAGAAUGCGGGAGCAGAAGAAGAUGUGGCAGCACGUGGAGAAGGUGCGGGAGGAGAAGACGACGCAGGAGCAGGAGAAGAAGACUUGGGACCAGGAGGAGAAGAUGCGAGAGGAGGAGAGCAUGCGGGAGCGGGAGAAGAAGAUGCAGGAGGAGGAGAUGAUGCGGGAGCAGGAGGAGAAGAUGCAGGAGCAGGAAGACAAGAUGCCGGAGCAGGAGGAGAAGAUGUGGGAGCAGGAAGAUAAGAUGCCGGAGCAGGAGGAGAAGAUGUGGGAGCAGGAAGAGAAGAUGCAGGAGCAGGAGGAGAAGAUAGAAUAUGUGGGAGCAGCAGAGGCUGCCGGAACAGAAGGAGAAGCUUUGGGAACACGAGAAGAUGCAGGAGCAGGAGGGCAGGAGGAGAAGAUGUGGGGCCAGGAGGAGAAGAUGUGGGGGCAGGAGGAGAAGAUGCGGGGGCAGGAGGAGAAGAUGUGGGGCCAGGAGGAGAAGAUGCGGGGCCAGGAGGAGAAGAUGCGGGGGCAGGAGGAGAAGAUGCGGGACCAGGAGGAGAAGAUGUGGGGCCAGGAGGAGAAGAUGUGGGGCCAGGAGGAGAAGAUGUGGGGGCAGGAGGAGAAGAUGUGGGGCCAGGAGGAGAAGAUGUGGGGCCAGGAGGAGAAGAUGUGGGGGCAGGAGGAGAAGAUGUGGGGGCAGGAGGAGAAGAUGUGGGGCCAGGAGGAGAAGAUGGGGGGGCAGGAGGAGAAGAUGCGGGACCAGGAGGAGAAGAUGCGGGGGCAGGAGGAGAAGAUGCGGGACCAAGAGGAGAAAAUGUGGGGCCAGGAGGAGAAGAUGCGGGGGCAGGAGGAGAAGAUGCGGGAGCAGGAGGAGAAGAUGUGGGAGCAGGAAGAGAAGAUGCAGGAGCAGGAGGAGAAGAUGUGGGAGCAGGAAGAGAAGAUGUGGGAGCAGCAGAGGCUGCCGGAACAGAAGGAGAAGCUGUGGGAACACGAGAAGAUGCAGGAGGAGAAGAUGCAGGAGCAGGAGGAGAAGAUAUGGGAGCAGGAGGAGAAGAUGCGGGACCAGGAGGAGAAGAUGUGGGGGCAGGAGGAGAAGAUGUGGGGGCAGGAGGAGAAGAUGUGGGGGCAGGAGGAGAAGAUGCGAGAGAAGGAGGAGAGGAUACGAGAGCAGAAAGAGAAGAUGCAGGAGAGGCUGCCAGAGCACGAGGAGCGGUGCUCAGAGCCCUGCCUCCCUCCCUCCAAAGUUCUUUGUAAUAUGAGCCACACUGGCAGCGUGGAGCCUGCAGGAGGAGAGGCUGGGGAGGGUUCUCCGCAGGACAACCCCAGUGCACAGGAGAUCAUGCAGCU